Molecule: messenger RNA, 512 nt
Organism: Alosa sapidissima (American shad)
Lineage: Eukaryota; Metazoa; Chordata; Actinopteri; Clupeiformes; Clupeidae
Gene: insl5b
Product: insulin-like 5b
Exons: 3
Coding region: 159-512 (117 amino acids)
Source: RefSeq, a predicted model, not a curated record
GUUCUCUAACAGGAAUCAACAGAUUUGAGAAGAGAGCUGACCACAGAGCUAGUCAAGAGUGUUCUUGUCCAAGUGAGUCAGUAACUGUCAGCGUCAAAUACUCAGAGAGAACUAUCAAAAAGUCAGCCUUUGUCUCAACUGCACAAAACAAAGAAGAGAUGGGAUCGUUCCUGCUUCCAGUCAUGGUGCUGAGUAUGCUGCUGUUGACCACGACUGUCCAAGCUCAAAGCAACGGAAGUACGGGUCUGAAGCUGUGUGGACGGGAGUUCUUGCGCUCCGUGGUCUACAUGUGUGGGGGUUCCAGGUGGAGACGGGAACUUACUGGGCCAUCAUCUGAAGGUUACUACAGUGACCCGACUGGCCUGGAAUCCACCGAGAGCCCUCUUGAGACACAACGACAGAGGCGAGAUAUGACCCAGCUCCUCAGCGUCAUCUGCUGUCAGGCCAGACAUGGAAAGGUGACACAUCUCUUUGAUGGCCAAAGUCACACCCUACCUUCUGUACCAGCAUAG